AUGGGGUGGGACAGCGCGCGGUUACACUGCGAGCGCCUCGGCUACAGCCUCGCUAUCGUUCGCAGCGCCGCAGACCAGGAGUCGCUCGAGGCCGUCUUCGCGUCGCAUAACAGAAGCUGGCGCGUCCACUUCUGGCUCGGACUGCACCGGUCGGAGAAAUCCAAUGAGUUCGAGUGGGUCGAUGGCACACCGUUGAACUUCACCAACUGGCUGCCCGGCAGUCCUUCCGAAGAACAGACGCAUGUGUGCACAGAGGUGUACGAGAAUGGCGAGUGGCAGUGGAAAAGCUCGCGCUGCUCGGGGCCCCGCUCCUUUGCGUGCUCGACAUUGCCGCCAGUGAUGCCGCCGGUCCGUUCUCCGCCGCCGCCCUCCGCCGACGACGGAAGCUCGAGUACGUUCGCGGUCGCAGUGGGCAUCGGGUGCGGGGCGGCCGCUGUGGUCUUGGCCGUCGUCGUCGGCCGCGCGCUCGCCCGAACGUGGAUAAGGCUUGGGAUAAGGGGCACGCGUAGUCGGCCCGUCGUGAUGGCGCACAGCGGAGGCGCGCAAAUGGCCGUGGUCCAGACCAAACCGCGUCCAGUUUCGACUACGAGCAUCGAGACGAUGGCGGCGUAG
Molecule: messenger RNA, 612 nt
Organism: Emiliania huxleyi CCMP1516
Lineage: Eukaryota; Haptophyta; Isochrysidales; Noelaerhabdaceae
Exons: 1
Coding region: 1-612 (203 amino acids)
Source: RefSeq, a predicted model, not a curated record